Blepharisma stoltei is the source of this 681-nucleotide messenger RNA. Lineage: Eukaryota; Ciliophora; Heterotrichea; Heterotrichida; Blepharismidae. The record is from the annotation of a GenBank genome assembly.
AUGAAAAAUACAAAUAAAAGUGUUUUAUUAACGCCUGAAAGAAAAGAAAUAAUCAGGUCUGGGCUGAGUUCUCCGCGUAGCUGUUCUUCUUUAACUCAGCCAAAGCAAAAAACACCUAGAAAAGGGAUUUCUUUUAGCUUUACCAAAGAAAUUGAUGACGAGCUUAAGCUAGUUUAUGAGAAGCUUAAAUUUUGCAAAAAAGCUAAAAAAUCAGCCAGCCAAAGCCACUCAUUGACUGCAAAGUCGAGCCCAAAUAAUAAAAUUCGGAAAAAUAUUAGGAUGAGUUUAAAUUUAAUUGAGGAAAAUAAAACGGAGACUUAUCAUUGGAUAAAAAAUUCAAUUUUCAGAGAAAAAGAAAUAGAAAAUCCAGGAAUUGAAAAGGAAGAGUCAUUUAUUGACUUUAAAACGCUCGAAAAUAGGCCUAUUGAGUACUCUGCGGUCGGCUCAACUCAAGAUAUUACUGAUAAAGAAAUUGAUGUAAAAUUUCAAAAUAUUAAAAAAGAAAAAAUAAUAAAAAUCGGAAACUGAGGACAACAAAGGCUUGGCGACAAGCUGGCAAGGAGGCCAAAAUCUAAUUUUUCGUGCAAUAAGAAAAGUAAUUUUUUGAGUUAUGAAAAUUCACAAAGAAAUUCGCUGUGCGGUAGAAGUGAAUCUGGGUCUAUCAUUUUUUCAACUGAUUAA